AAAGAUGGAGUGAUGGGGGCGUAUCAGGAAGGAGAUGAGGGAUGAUGGAGAGAGUGAUGUGGAGGGAGAGAGAUGCCUGUGAGCUCACACUGGACCCAAACACAGCAUACAGAGACCUCUCUCUGUCUGAGGAGAACAGAAAGGUGACAUGGAGGAGAGAGGAGCAGCCGUAUCCUGAUCACCCAGAGAGAUUUGAGGACUAUCCACAGGUGCUGUGUAGAGAGGGUCUGUCUGGGCGCUGUUACUGGGAGGCAGAGUGGAGUGGAAGAUGGGUUCUUAUAGCAGUGACAUAUAAAGGAAUCAGCAGGAGAGGAUGGGGUGAUGACUGUGAGCUUGGAGACAAUAACAAGUCCUGGAGUCUGAGGUGUGAUGAUAACAGUUACUCUGCCUGGCACAAUAAGAAGAUCACUGCCAUACCUGCCCCCCCCUCCAGCUCCCUCAGAGUAGGAGUGUAUCUGGACUGGCCGGCCGGCACUCUGUCCUUCUACACAGUCUCCUCUGACACACUGACCCACCUGCACACAUUCCACAGCACAUUCACUGAGCCCCUCUAUCCUGGGUUCUGGGUUUAUCCUGGCUCCUCAGUGUCCCUGUGUCAGGUAGAAUAGCCCACACACACUCUCACACACUGUGCUCACAUAGAUGGCAGUGAAGAUUGAACUGUACACAGUUGGAAUUGAUAUCCCAGAGUGUUUGUAAAUAUUGGUGUGUGUAGAAUGUUUGUUUUGUUUGAACCUUUUAGAUGUAAAUAUUACUAAUAUUAAAUAUUAUUAAUAUCUCUAAAUAUUACCAACUCACCAGAGUGAGUUCUUUUUCCAAAACGGAAGCUAGCUAGCUUUAGUUAGCUUCCGUUACCUAGCAACCCUAAUACUGGUAGCAAUGCUACUACCUGCUAGUGUUACUUGUUAGCCUCCUAAUUGUACAUUUUGAAGCCAUAUUAUAGCGUUUGUCAUCUAGUUUUUAUCGGAAAAUAGUCAGUUGUAUUAUUCAGGAUCACAUGUGAUGCUUCUCCUUAACAAGUUAAUUGUUGACAAACAACAAUCCUGUCUUUGAUCUCAGUCCCACUGAAUGUGAUGAACUAAAUAGUGUCUUACUGACUAAAUAAGGAGAAAUAAAGAUGUUUUGUACAGGA
Messenger RNA from Hypomesus transpacificus, 1132 nucleotides. RefSeq names its product stonustoxin subunit beta-like. The transcript has 2 exons. The record is from RefSeq and is a predicted model, not a curated record. Lineage: Eukaryota; Metazoa; Chordata; Actinopteri; Osmeriformes; Osmeridae. Gene Ontology annotation, molecular function: protein binding. The coding region runs from base 42 to 608 and encodes 188 amino acids.